AGAGAGAGAGAGAGAGAGAGAGAGAGCGAGAGAGAUGUUGAGGGUUUUGAGAGGUAGUAGGGUUCUGAUGGCGGCUGCGGUGAGGGGCGGAGGGAAAGCUUCGGUGCAGAGCCCUAAUCCGACCGUGGUAGGUGCAGCUUCUUCUCGCACUGCCUCAACCUCUGGCAUUCUGAAGCCUGUGCCUGUAUCCCCCGCCAUGUCCAAGUUUCUCGGCGGCAUCCCUGAAAUCUCUCGCACCCAAGCUAUCAAGAAGGUCUGGGAACACAUCAAGCUCAAUCAACUUCAGAACCCCGCAAAUAAGAAAGAGAUUUGUUAUGAUGAGAAGCUGAAGGCUAUAUUUGGUGGAAGAGACAAAGUUGGGUUUCUAGAAAUUGCAAAAUUGCUUUCACCCCAUUUCGUCAAGGCUAAAUGAUCUUCCGGUUGUGCAUGAAAGACCAGCAGUUUGAUAUUUCAUCACCACCUUCUGAAAAUGGACAUUUACCAAGUGUUACCUUCUGAAAAUGGCCUUGGUCUGCGUUUGCAUUUCCUGUACAAAAUAGUCAGGGAAGAGGAUGCCUUUUGUUAUCCCAUGCCACUUCUUACCUGCCAUACUCUCCUCCGUUUGAGAUGGGGUCAGAUGAGUAGGUUUGGAAAGGCUUGUGGUGUUGUAGUGCUUGAAAACAGUUCUAGUUCCUAUCUCAAAUCUUCAUUGUAGGUAGGGUCUUUUCGUAACUUCACUCUUUUCAACAAAAUUUUCACUUUGGGCCUGUUUGGAUAGAGUGAAACCAAAAGGUGGAAAUGGAUCCCUAGGUAAAACUAUUUCAUUUCCGUUUCUCUUGCACCUAUUAGGUGUGCAGCAACUGUUGUUAUGGAAAUGUAUUUUCCUUCUCAUCAA
This is a messenger RNA of Magnolia sinica, 874 nucleotides long. Its product is annotated as protein TRI1-like. Gene Ontology annotation, cellular component: nucleus. The transcript has 2 exons. The coding region runs from base 35 to 412 and encodes 125 amino acids. The record is from RefSeq and is a predicted model, not a curated record. NCBI's taxonomy places the organism in Eukaryota, Viridiplantae, Streptophyta, Magnoliopsida, Magnoliales, Magnoliaceae.